AUGCAAAACGCCGUUGAGGACGUGGUUCAUCGUCGUAAUGGAAUUCUUCUAUACUUCCAACUCCAGCAUGAUGUUCUGCGUACCGUGACUGAUCUCAAAAAUGUGUUCCCGGAUGUCACCUUCUCUGAAGUUGACGCCUGGUUUACCAGAUUCAGAUCCGGGAACAACGACAUUGUGACGCCUGUCGUCUUCAAUGAAGGAGCUCCAGGAAUGGCUGAUAUUCCAGUUCACCUGAAAAGGAAAAUUACGGAAAACGUGGGAUAUACCGAACAAAAAGCUCUUCUGACGGUGAACUCCACCUUCCGUGAAAUCCUAAAAGCGGAUCGCCGAAUUUUCAAGGAAAUAGCGGUGCGCCACGGAAUGAAUGGAAUCUCGCUGCUCUUCAGAGUGGAAACAGUUGGGGUGAAGGAAUCAAAAUUUUUCAAAAAAUCUGAAGGUUCUGAGAUCCACAACGGAAACAUUGUUACGGUUUCCACUCACCCCUAUUACGUCGAAGCGUGGAACCAACUUGCAAAAGUUUUGAGUAAAGACUUCAUAAAAGUCAACGAGUGGGUCAUUGACGUGGAGAAAGAACAACAAGAUCGUGAGCUGUUCCUAUUGGAAAUGAAGAAAUGUUUGGCAUCUUUGAAAAAUAAAAUUCACGUUGAAGUAUUGGAAGCUAGUCUCAAAACGAAUGAGGACGUUGUCGCGGUACUGGAAGCCAUCAAAGUAGGAUCAAUUAGGAAAAGCACUUUGAACACUGAUGAGAAAGAUGGUCCUCUCCGUUUGGACGAUUCACUACAACUCUCCCCACACCUGUCAAGCAUGAAGGAAGCAAAGUGGAGUCGAGUCAUCCUUGACAUUCCAUUGUCAUACAUGACACAUCUCGCUCGUUUUGCUGCUGAAAUCUACAAUCUUGAUCUGGAAGAUUUGAUGGAAUACAAAAACAAAAUAAUAGCUGCUCCAAAUUUCAAAUACGGCACGCUUUACGGAACAUACCUCCGAGAAGAUGUACUCACAGCUCUCCAGCCAUUCCAACAGGAAAACAACAUCGAUGAAACAGUCGGCAGCUGGCCUCACGCUUCUUUGGCCGAUCACAAAAUCAUCUUUAAGCUGGAAAGAAGUAUUAUCAAAUUCAGUAUUACCCGUCAAACUAAAGUUUCACCAGAUUGCAAUGAUUGUUCAUAA
This is a messenger RNA of Caenorhabditis briggsae, 1167 nucleotides long. Lineage: Eukaryota; Metazoa; Nematoda; Chromadorea; Rhabditida; Rhabditidae. The record is from RefSeq and is a predicted model, not a curated record. The coding region runs from base 1 to 1167 and encodes 388 amino acids. The transcript has 4 exons.